AUGGACGCCCAAGAGACCCUCGGUGAGAAGGGGAAGGCUAAGGAGAAACUAACCAAGAACAAGAAGAGGCGGCUGGAGAGCCUCGAAGACUGCACCAGCCACGAGAAGACGGUCACUGAAGGCUGUGCAGAGAUGAAACAUCGCGCGAGCCGGCGAGAACACAAAAAUCAGAGGGACGGGAAUGACAUCAAAGGCAAGAAAACGAUGAGCAACAAGAAGAGGCAGAGGCAGGUUACGGACGAUGACGAGAAGCAGGACAAGAAGAGGAAGAGGCUAGACACGGAAGACGACGAGAAGCAGGACAGGAAGAGGAAGAGGCAGGUUAAGGACGACGACGCGAAGCAGGACAAGAAGAGGAAGAGGCUAGACACGGAGGACGACGAGAAGCAGGACAAGAAGAGGCAGAGGCAGGUUAAGGACGACGACGCGAAGCAGGACAAGAAGAGGAAGAGGCAGGACGCGGAGGACGACGAGAAGCAGGCAAAGAAGAGCAGGGGGGAGGGCAGGAGAGAACGAAAGAAGGGGGGAAGAUGGAGUGCUGUCAAUGCGUUAAGCACGGCAUCAAGAGAUGGAAGAUGA
Scylla paramamosain (green mud crab) is the source of this 579-nucleotide messenger RNA. RefSeq lists its product as uncharacterized. The record is from RefSeq and is a predicted model, not a curated record. The coding region runs from base 1 to 579 and encodes 192 amino acids. Lineage: Eukaryota; Metazoa; Arthropoda; Malacostraca; Decapoda; Portunidae. The transcript has 2 exons.